Messenger RNA from Pocillopora meandrina, 4532 nucleotides. The record is from the annotation of a GenBank genome assembly. Lineage: Eukaryota; Metazoa; Cnidaria; Anthozoa; Scleractinia; Pocilloporidae.
AGCCCUCGUAAGCAAAGUUUUCUUUUCAAAACGCUUUUUCUGUGCUGGGAAUUUACAGAUUUAGAUCAAGGAAGCCAGGUGAAUUUGUCCAAAUUAACAGAAGCUAAAUUUAGCAAGCUAUUUUUAGCACAGCUGCCGACCAAUCAAUACGAUUUACCGAAUUAUUAUCUUUCGGCGAAUUCAUGUUCAUAACAUGAUGAGUACAAGAUGGCUACUCCAAGUAACAACUGGGUGAAGUUAAAUGUCGGUGGAACGUACUUCUUAACGACAAAACAAACGCUUUGUAGACACCCUAACUCCUUUUUACAUAGACUUUGUGCAGAAGAUCCUGAUUUACCCUCGGACAAGGUAAGAAUACGCAUUUCAGUCAAAAUUUGUGAAAUGUUCUACCCAGCUAAACAAGUAGGCAUUUUGACAUUUCAGGACGACAGCGGUGCUUAUAUGAUAGAUCGAGAUCCUCGCUAUUUUGGACCUGUUUUAAACUAUCUACGACAUGGCAAACUUAUAAUCGAUAAAGACCUCCUUGAAGAAGGUGAGAGCAUUGAAAGUUAACGUAUUUUAGAUUCUUGGUUCGAAGUUCACUUCGCUUUUGGCAUUUUGCUAAGUAAACAUUUGGCUUGAAGCGUAUGGGCUUGGACGUUCUCUUGGUAAAUGCCUUAUUAAUGUGUGCUCUAGUUUCAAAAAGUCUUCAUUUGAGCCGUGGAAAGAACAUGCUACUUCUAAAUUAAUUUUCGUUCGAAAGAAUUCAGUCUAUUUAACGUAUGCAGAACUCAUUCAAGUCUUAUAUGCAGCGGAGAACGAGUAUUGUUGAUUUCGGCUGUUUUAUCCUUUCUCAAAAUCUCUCUUGACGCAUUGGGGGGCUCAAGUGUCGGCUCACUGGUUAGUAAAAAUUUACGCCAAAAUACAUACUAAAUAUUUCUUAGAGUAAACAUGCUUAUACCAAUUGUCGUGGCAGAACUACGAAUUCAUGUAUGAUUCCGCCAUGUCAAUUCUGUUUCUGUACUCGCAGAAACUUCAACUUGUAUUUACGAGAUCUCGGUGGAUUUAGAAGAAAACUCGAAAAGUGAUCGCUUUUUUAACGUACUAGGCAUUUUUGAAAUGGGGAAAUCUGCCAAAGUAAAAAGUUUCGUUGCAUCUUGGGUAAUUUUAAGCAUGAAAUUCUGGCAAGCACUGCUGGAACAUUUUAUAAUAGUCGGUGAGCUCUGAACACGUUAUGUACAGCUCUGGUGUCUGUUACAAGGAUUUAUUCACAGAAAGGAACCCUCAACUUUCUAACUAGUAAUUUUCUGCGAAGUAAAGAAAUUAAAUGAAUAUUCUGUUUAGGUUUCACAAAUAAAAAGAGCAAUCCAUUUUAACACACAUAAUUUCAAUGCAAACAGAUGGCUACAUGACACUCAACUAAUUUACAUGAGUUGUGAAUGAUGGCUGCUCUCUCUGAUUAUGACAUACAUAGACAGUACUGUUUUAUUCAUCAGAAGUGUUUUGCUUCCAAAACUGAUUUGUGACAUGAACAAUAAGAAAAAGAGUCAAAAAUACCCAAAAAAAAAAAAAGUUGGGAAACUAAUUUAGUGAGCCUGUAGUGCUAUGUGAACAGCAGCUUACCUUCAUGCUGACAGGUAUUGCUUAGGAAGCCUCACAACAAAAGUAACCAUUUCAUUCCCAAGAUCUCAUCAGUAAUCCUCUUUACGGUCUGUCAUUGAAUUCAUUUGAUGUUAGUGUAGAGAAUUUGGUAUUUGAACAAAUAUUAAUCACCUAGUUAAUAGUUCUCUUUAUUUUCAUCACUUGUCUGUUUGAUAUUGUAUUGUUAUUGUAAGGAGAAUAAUUUCUUGGUCUCUCAUGGGAGUUUUUGGGUUAUUUGCGUGUGUCCAUCAAGUUAAGCCAGCUACACACCAUGUCCCACUCUUAACUUUGGAGGAAAACAUAAGAACAACUACUUUAACUCAGGGUUUGCAAUGAAAUACAAAGAUAUUCUUGUAAAUCUGUUAACAGCAACAUACAGAUAUGUAUGGAAAAGGGAAACUUGUGACUUCUACAUUUCUAGUGGUAAUGACAAGGAGAAUUUGUUUGACCAUCUAGUAACUUCUUGAAUUGCCGAUCAUUUCCAUAAUUCUCAUGAGUUUUACAUUAAUGCUUUAAGGGUAGUUUUGUAAUGAGAAAUUUAAUAAAAACCUGUUCCCCUUAAAAAGUUAAACUAGUUUUGUAAUCAUUAGUCUAUUACUUAGAGAAGGGUUCCAAUAUAUUUAAAUGUUAUUUAUUCUUCUUAGGUGUAUUAGAAGAAGCAGAAUUUUAUAAUAUUGACCCUCUUGUUAAAAUAAUAAAAGAAAGAAUACAGUCAAGAGAGGCACGUCAAAAGAUCCCAGUAAGUACUCUGACCUUUUUCCUCUUUUAAGGUGAAUCAUUGAAACAAGUUGUGCUUCUUGUUGUGGGCAUUAUGCUUCUGGAAUUUUCCAAAUUUUCCAUUCUACUGCUCCUUUUGUUGUUUUGAGGUUGACUAAUCAAAGCAAUAUACAAGGCUUCAUGUAGUCUGUUAUUGGUCCAGAAAAUUCUCACCAUUCUCACAACCAAUCAGAUGCCAAACUUAAAACAAUUCUGACUUGUUCACUCACAUUUCCCGUGCUUUAACCCUUUAACUCUCAGAUAAAAAUUGUAAUUCUCCUUAUUGUCAACCCUACAAUUCUCAUAAUGUAAGUUCAAAGAAUUUAGGGUUGGAUCAACUAAUUAUCUCCAAAUGGAUAUUUUUCUUUAUUCUCAUCACUUAUCUGGCAGAUAUUGUAUUGAUAUUGUAAGGAGAAAUUUGGUCUUGGUCACUCAUGGGAGUUAAAGGAUUAAGAAGUUUCCUUGUUCUCACUUUGAGCUCUUUUUGGCUAAAUAUAAUUUAAACCAUUGUUCUGAUUGGCCGCAGAAUUCCUUUGAUUUUGCUUGUUCCAACACUGAAUGGGAAACUGUUCUUAAAGGUCAUGACUAGGAAGUGAUCACAUUGUGAGACAAACUCUCAACUAUGAAUAUUUUAUUGAUACAAGGUUACAUGAUAUUUUACCCUCAUGAAUAAUUUGGUGUCAUUUCCUCAUCAGCUUCAAUCAAAGAAACAUGUGUACAGAGUACUGCAGUGCCAUGAAGACGAACUCACUCAAAUGGUUUCUACAAUGUCAGAUGGUUGGAGAUUUGAACAGGUUUGUUUAGUUUGCUUAAUAAAUCUUUCCCUGGCUGAGCUGAUUUUAGUUGUAAAAUAAGGAAUAGUUUUGGUUUUGAUAAAAGUUAGGCAAUAUUAAUUACUGCUUGUUGGUUACUUGAUGUACAAGAGUAUUUCUAGCAUAUGUAAGAAAAUACAUGUACUUACCACAGAGAUUUGUAAUGCAUGGAAAUAGGAAUGGGUGAAGUCCAUCUUUGGUGUGAACAAUAUUUUAGCAGUAGUGAAAACAAGGCCCAAAAAAAUUGUGUCCUGUCCAGGAUUUGAACCUAGACCUCCCAUCACUGCUUAACUGAUGUUCAUUACUGCAAAGAUCACUUUCAUUUUCAUUUCUUAACCCUUUAACUCCCAAGAUCUCAUAAGUAAUUCUCCUUACUGUCUGCCAAACAAUUCAUAUGAUGUUAGUUUGGGGAAUUUGGAAUUGGAACAACCAAUAAUCCCCCAAUUGAUAUAUUUCUUUAUUCUUAUUACUUGUCUGCUUGAUAUUGUACUGAUUGUGUGAGGAGAAAUUCUGUCUAAGUCACUAGUGGGACUUAAAGGGUUAAAAACCGCAGUUAACAUCUAUGAUUUUCAUUUGUUGGUUCAUCACUUCACGGGUUUAUUAAGAACCAGCAUAAUGACCAGCUCAGUUGGUGGAGCACUGCACUGGUAUUGCAGUGGUCAUGGGUUCAAAUCCCAUAAUUAAUCAAAACUAUGACAAAGAAGAGAAACAAACAGUUACCUGCAUGGAUACAAGUAUCUUAAUAAAAAUUACUACAAAACUCUUGAAUAUGAUUGGUUAUCAUCAACCCAAUUUGAGCACUAAUAGGACAGUGUAUGCGUGAUGCUUGUAAUUGGAUGGUGUAAUCGAACAGUAACCAUCAUGUCCACGCGCUGUUGUUAUUUAGCCAUCAGUUAUACAUUAUCUCUGAUUUUAAGGUGUUCACAAGGUCACAAGCAUUCUUACCACUCCAGAUUUGAUUCUAGUUCCAAAUCUCUCACUUAUUAAAACCAGCCAUGAGGGAUAUCUUCACAGUGACUAUAAGAAACAGGAAUAAGUGAAUUUUUUUUGGUGUAAAAGAAAAUUUAAACUGGUUCUAACACAAGGUGGGAUUUUAAAGUUAAGUUAAUACCCUAUAGAAGGAAAACAGUAUAGAUUUUUUUUUCCUUAAUUCAUCAAAUUUGUGAUAUAUAUCUUCAUUUCCAGCUAAUAAGUGUUGGCAGUAAUUACAACUAUGGUAGUGAAGAUCAAGCAGAAUUUUUAUGUGUUGUGUCAAGAGAUGUGUCUGAUUCACAAGAACAAGGGGCAGGAGGGACUGAACAAAGUGAUAAGGCAAAGGUAAUGAGAGAAGUAAUGAUACUCUGA